CCGGAUGCUGAUUUCGCGUGUCGGGUGCCGUUCGCAGACAGCCGAAAUAUCCAAUUAGGCGAUACCGUGAAAAGUGAAAUUGAUAAGUGGACGGUGUUAACGCGAAAAUGAAAAUAUGACACUGCCAGUUGUCAAGAUUUCUCACGACACACGGUCGAUCUAGGUGACUAAAUGUCGUCGAUCAGUCUUUCAAAAGCUCUUGCCUCGUGAAGAUCGCCGAAGAGGGACUCUUGCAAGCAGCGUGCGUUGGGUGACUAUGACUCAGAACAAUUUCGCGAGCAACGAUGGUGUGGCUGGUUCGUAUAGGCUCUCAGUAAUAUCCACGACCGACAAGCAACACGAAAAUAGGCAGCCGGGGGUUGGAGAUCCUCCAGACAAAAACGAGCGCGAGCAAUGGACGAACGACAUCGAAUUCUUGAUGUCCUGCGUGGCGUUCUCGGUUGGUCUCGGUAAUGUUUGGAGGUUCCCCAACACAGCUUAUGAAAACGGGGGCGGUGCGUUCCUCAUACCUUACAUCAUCGUCCUCUUCAUCAUUGGCAAGCCUAUUUACUACAUGGAGAUGAUCUUGGGACAAUUCAGCAGCAAGUCGUGCGUGGAAAUUUGGUCCGUGUCGUCAGCCUUCAAAGGGAUCGGUUAUGGCGUAGCCGUGUCAGUCUUCUCGGUGGUCACUUACUAUUGUUCCCUGAUGGCAUUGACAAUGUACUACCUGUUGGUCAGUUUUCAACCGGUUCUUCCGUGGGCUUUUUGCUGGGAAGAAUGGGGCGACGGUUGUUUCGACAGCACGUCAACCAACAACACGACUACGAACGUCAACAAAAGCAGCUCAGCCGAUUUCUUUUUUCGCCAAGUGGUCCUUAACGAAGCCGGAAUCGACGAAGGACUCGGAGAGCCAUCUUGGAAGCUGGUCGUCGCCCUUUUCGUCAGCUGGGUGUGCGUUUUCAUAGUGAUUAGCAAUGGCGUCAAGAGCACCGGGAAAGCUGCUUACUUCCUUGCUCUGUUCCCAUACGUGAUCAUGAUAACGCUUCUGGUGAGGGCAGUGACGCUCGAGGGAUCCGUGGACGGCAUUAUAUUUUUAUUCACGCCAACCUGGGAGAAAAUCUUCGAUCCUUCCGUUUGGUACUCGGCUGUAACCCAAUCGUUCUUCUCCCUUGGAGUCUGCUUCGGUGCAGUCACCAUGUACUCCUCCUACAACCGAUUCAAUCACAACGUAUUAAGAGACUGCACAGUAGUGACGACCAUGGAUCUGGCCACGAGUUUGAUAGCAGGGACGACGAUCUUUGGUAUCUUGGGUAAUCUUGCUCACGAAUCCGGGAAAGACGACAUCAGCACAGUCGUACGCGGUGGUACAGGUCUUGCCUUCAUUUCGUAUCCCGAGGCACUUGCUAGAUUCACGGUGGUACCUCAACUCUUCGCCGUAUUGUUCUUCCUGAUGCUGUUCGUCCUGGGAAUAGGCACCACGGUGGCCUUCACCAACGUCAUCGUCAGCAUCAUCAAAGACAAAUUCCCGGAAGUUCCAAACUGGAAGAUCUCUGCCGGUGUUACGAGCUGCGGCUUUUUAAUCGGAAUCGUUUACUGUACGCAAGGAGGACAAUACGUUCUAAACCUGGUAGACUACUUCGGUGGAACGUUCAUCAUAGUGUUCUUGGCUUCCUUCGAAGUGAUUGGAAUUUCUUGGGUAUACGGUAUCGAUAACUUUUUGGACGACGUAGAAUUCAUGGUUGGCACCCGACCGUCCUUCUACUGGAGGACCUGUUGGUGUUUCUUGACACCUCUGACUCUCUUUUCGAUUCUGCUUUAUUUUCUAUACGGGUUGACGCCUCUCACUUACAACGGCGAAUAUUAUCCAACUUCCGCUUACGUCGCUGGUUGGGUUCUUCUGGCACUGGGAGUGAUUCAGUUUCCACUCUGGAUCGUUGUCACGAGGAUACAGAACAAACAUAAAAAUGCUUUGGACAUCUUCAAACCGAGUUCCAAUUGGGGCCCAAAAGAUCCGAACAAGUACAAAGAAUGGAAAGACUUCAAGGACGCCAAAAGGAUAUCGAGGAUGAACCUGAGCAAGAAACGACUGAGAAUAGUGGAGUUGUUGAUUGGAGCAGAUUGAUAGCGACUG
Messenger RNA from Colletes gigas, 2110 nucleotides. RefSeq names its product sodium-dependent nutrient amino acid transporter 1-like. Bases 257 to 2101 code for a protein of 614 amino acids. Gene Ontology annotation, molecular function: L-amino acid transmembrane transporter activity. Gene Ontology annotation, cellular component: membrane. The transcript is spliced from 10 exons. The record is from RefSeq and is a predicted model, not a curated record. Lineage: Eukaryota; Metazoa; Arthropoda; Insecta; Hymenoptera; Colletidae. Gene Ontology annotation, biological process: sodium ion transmembrane transport.